Messenger RNA from Symsagittifera roscoffensis, 1365 nucleotides. RefSeq lists its product as uncharacterized. Bases 303 to 1328 code for a protein of 341 amino acids. Gene Ontology annotation, cellular component: COPII vesicle coat. The record is from RefSeq and is a predicted model, not a curated record. NCBI's taxonomy places the organism in Eukaryota, Metazoa, Xenacoelomorpha, Acoela, Convolutidae. Gene Ontology annotation, molecular function: zinc ion binding. The transcript has 5 exons. Gene Ontology annotation, biological process: intracellular protein transport; endoplasmic reticulum to Golgi vesicle-mediated transport.
UAGAAUUGAACGCGUCAACAUUUUGGUGAAAUUAUGACUCAAGUCUAAAAAUAAAUGAUGAUAAUUUAUUAAAUCGGCAUUUGCUUUAGCUGCCAUUACUUUCGCUUUCUUAUUUUUGCAUAAGCUGUAACAAAAUAUUAACUCUAUCGAAUUGCUUGCCCUGCUAGUCGGUUUAUGUUUUUUUUGAACAAUUAUUUUAAAUAGCUGACAAAACCGCUGUUCUGAAACAUUCUACUCGUAAAAAACGGUAGAUUUUUCUUAAUUAAACGAAAAGAUUUUUUUAAAGUUUUUAAUUAGCAUCAAUGGAGUUCGCGUCUCCCUAUGCCUAUGAUUAUGGUGGGGCGUCUUCAAGUGAAAGUGACAACGAGCAAGACUCCACUUUCCUGGCAAACGUUCCACAUCCUUCUCGAUCUAUGGCCCCCCAAAGAACUCACGCUCGGGCCGCAGGAAAUGUUCCGUCGCCACCUCCUCCGCCUCCAGUAGCAGGAACGGCAGUAGCAGGAACGCGGUACGUUCAGAAGAGAAAGGAAAAAAAGCAAAAAUCGAGGAAGUCGGACACAAAUGUGAUCAACGUGAAGUUUGGGUGCCUAGAGGAAAAUGCGUUCACCAGCACUGCUCAGCCGGCGAAGUGCUCUAAAUGUCCAGCUGUGAUGAGUAAUUUGGAAGUUGUUUUCAAUGACCUCGAUGCCAACAAAGGAACCAAUAUGAUGUGGAAGUGUUCGUUCUGCUCGGCUGUGAAUCCGAUCUCGCAGGAUGAGGCUAAGCAGCCUCGCAAAGAGGACAUGCUUUUCAUACCCGAGGGAGAACAGAUAGCGGCCGAGAAGCGAGCGGCAGCGGCAGCGGAGAAAGCGGCGGGCAAGGAAGAGGGGGGAGGGGAGGACAAAGUAGACGUGGACGACGACAGUGUGCUUCUGUUCACACUAGACAUCUCGGGCUCCAUGGGGGCAACUGUGUGCCAAGGGUCGGCUAUGCGAAACAACGAUAGCUCUGGAUCUGGCAGUGACGAUGGGAACAUCGCGCAGCAGAGCAGUCAGGAUAAUUCAAACACAGGAAAUAUGAACAGAGGGUCCUCAUUUCUGAGUAACAUGUUCAGCCGCAGACCCAGAACUUCCGCACCCCAACGACCGACACGCCGCGCCGUUAUGUUUCAAACUCAGGAUGAUUCUAGUUUUCAAAACCAGUACUUGUCCCGGCUAGAUAUUACGAAGACAGCUCUGUGUUCACGACUGAAGGAUUUGAAGACCCAGAAGCCCAAUGUGAAACUGGGAGUGGUCACUUUCUGCACUGAUGUGAGUCAAAAGACAGCUUCUUUUUUUCCUCUUAACUGAACCCCCGUCCACCUUUUAAACCCUGUCUCGUCAUUCG